UCUUCUUCUUCUUUAUAUAAAAUAAAAUAAAAUAAAAUAGAUAGAUAGAUAGAUAGGUAUAGAAUUAUGAAGGCUCCUACUACUCCAAAAAGAUUCCGUAUCAAAUCGCCAUGUUCGACUGCUAAUAUCGGCCCAGGCUUUGAUGUCUUGGGUAUCUCUCUCUCGCUUUACCUUGUGUUGGACGUCGAGGUCAUGACAGCAGGAAAGACAUUCGAGAUGACUUAUUCGGGCGAAGGCGCCAAGGAUGUUCCACUUACUCCAGAGCAAAACUUGAUCACCAAGGCCGCUCUUUAUGUGCUUUCGGCGAAUGGCAUCUCCAAUCUCCCUCCAUUCCUCAAGAUUCACGUCCACAACCCUAUCCCACUCGGAAGAGGCCUCGGUUCAUCCGGAGCAGCCGUCGUGUCCGGUGUCCUGCUCGGAAACGCGCUCGGUGAACUCAAGCUGUCUCAGGAACGCUUGCUGGACUACUGUCUGAUGAUCGAACGCCAUCCGGACAACGUUGCGGCUGCUCUGGUUGGCGGAUUUGUGGCCUCGUACCUGUCAGAAUUGAGCCCAGAGGUCCUCAAGGGUGUCCCGACCUCUGAGUCUCUGCUGGAAAGCGUACCCUCACCAAACUUGCCCCAGCCCCCACAUGGAAUCGGUCACUAUGUUCGUCUUGGAUGGGCCAAGGAAAUCAAGGCCGUUGCAAUCGUGCCCCAGUUCAAGCUGGCCACCGCAAAGGCCAGAUCGGUUCUUCCAGACCAGUACAGCCGUCAUGAUGUUAUUUUUAACUUUCAACGUCUGGCUGUCUUGACCACUGCUCUUGGCCAAUCUCCCCCUAGCCCUGGUUUGAUUUUCAAUGCCAUGCAGGACAAGAUCCAUCAACCCUACCGCAAGACUUUGAUUCCUGGCCUUCCUGAAAUCCUUUCUACCAUUACACCCGAAAAGUAUGAUGGUUUGCUUGGUAUCUGCCUGUCGGGUGCUGGACCUACCAUUCUGGCCUUGGCUACAAAGAACUUUGAUGAGAUCGCAAAGGCCGCCCAGGAAGUAUUUAAGCAGCAUGGUGUAAAGGAGAGUUUCUACAAGGUCUUGGAUGUAGUUGAAGACGGAUCAACCUGUGUGUACCUUUAGGUUUAGUUAUUUAUUUAUUUAUUUGAUACUUUAAAAAAUUAUUAUAGACUAUGUUAUAUUUUGAUAGAUAGUCAAAGAGAAGAGAAACGAUUAUUAUAAUAUUAAUAAAAGAAAUCCUUUGACAUUCACUCU
Phycomyces blakesleeanus NRRL 1555(-) is the source of this 1242-nucleotide messenger RNA. RefSeq lists its product as hypothetical. The transcript has 3 exons. Gene Ontology annotation, molecular function: ATP binding; homoserine kinase activity. The coding region runs from base 67 to 1110 and encodes 347 amino acids. Lineage: Eukaryota; Fungi; Mucoromycota; Mucoromycetes; Mucorales; Phycomycetaceae. The record is from RefSeq and is a predicted model, not a curated record. Gene Ontology annotation, biological process: L-threonine metabolic process.